AUGGAAGGAGGAACCAGGAGCAGCAGCCGGAGGAAGAGGACGAAGAAGAGGAAGAGGGGGAGAGAGAGCCCUCCGCGUUCGGCCUCCGACGCAUCUCCCGAUGAUACCUACUUCUUCCCGAUUCUGAUGGCUUGCUGCUGCAAUUUGGAUCCCCCCUGCUGCCGGCGAAUGGUCGACCGUCUUCUGCGCAGUCAUCUCGCGUUCGUCAGAGCCGGAGGAAGGAGUGGCGCUCUCCCACCUGGCCUCCUCUCUCUUCUCCCUCUACUUCUGAAUCAGAAAAGGUAAUAUAAUCCCCAACCUUGUUUGUUUUCAUCUUCGCCAUGUCCUCCACCUCCUCGCUCUUUCUCUCUCUUCUCAUCGCCAGUGGGAUGAUUGCUUCUACCUUCGUUUUGGUUGUUUGCAGGAGCCGCGAUGUUGCUGUGCUGGCCGCGGAGAUGGUGGGAGCCAUGGCGCUCUGCUCUUUAGAAUCGAAUGAGGAAAUUGUUUCGGAUGGAGCAACGGUGAGAGCGUUGGUCGCGGCCUUGGGCAAUCGCUCUACGGCGGUGGCGACGGCAGCCUGCAACGCGAUUCUAGAUCUAUCGGCGGCGCCUCUUGCCAGAGAGCAGUUGAGGAAAUCCUUGGCUGUCGAGAAAUUGUUGUGAGUGCCUCUGUACUUCAUCUCGUCUUUACUCGGUUUAAUUUUUUUUUCUGCCGCCUCCCCACUCGAGCAACAUCUAAUCUUAGGAGAUGUAAAUAUUUAUAGAACAAUGUGGAACGAGUCCGUAGGCUAUGCUUUUCUUCCGAGAUCUGCGGAUAGAACAAUAGAUUCCUCGACAUUCUCCGCUACCUUUUGCCCACGUUUCUUCACAGAUCCCUUCUCUUUACGAUCUACCCUGCCGGCUAGUCCAGAGAGUGAUGUCUUCAACCGGCAGAGAGGGACAUUCUGGCUGUGCGAUCUCCGUAAAUCUUCUGAUCCCGAAACCUCCAUCAGCAUCACCUGUUCUUCGUUAUUCCGAGGUACGGCGACUCUGCUCAGGGCCCCUCGACUGACUUCUGAUAGAUCUGUGCUCCAUCAGGUCGUAAACAAGCCCGCUUCUGACGGAGGCAGCUACCACUUCAAAAUGGCAGCUACCAUGGAAGGCGGCCUACUCCCAUCGUCGUUCCUCGAAGCAGCCGUGGUUCUCAUCAACACCUGCAACAAUGACUUCCUGGAGAGCAUUCCCGGCGAGGCUACCAGAGAAUUCCUUCUCCUCGCGAAAGAAUUAUGGCUCGGAUGCAGGAGGGUUCAGAGAGGAAGUGUGUCUCCUUCCAGGCAAGACCUGGCGGAGACCAUCUUCAGGCUUUCUAUGAACCAAGAUGGCUUCACCAGUUGCCCACCCGAUCUGCUCAGAACCUGCAUUUUCGGCAGAGAAGAAUCUGGUUUUGAGAAUUUCAUCCUCGCCCACUGGGAGAACUCGCCUGUUUUGCUGAGGAGCGGGUCGGGGGACGACGAUGCCAUCUCCAAUUGCUGUGAUUUCAGCUCUGGAUCCAUGGAUGCCGCCCUGGAAUCCAUUCUACGGGGCUCUGUUUCCUGCCCGCCAGUCAGCUCGGAUGAACUGGACAUCCUCAGCUUCCUGGAAGAGGCCCGGGGUUCGCUGGGCGUUGACUUGCGGUAUGGGCAAGACAUAAGAGUGGUCAGAACGCAGGAGCUGGACUCAGGGUGCAAAGGGGAAGUGCAUUUUUUCGGUAAGCUUUCGGGUUUGACCAGCGUUGACGACUCGGCGUUGACAGGCGACCAUGUUCUGAAGUGCCGGAAAGCAGUGGAAGAUGGCUACACCGUGGCCCUGCGAGGACUGGAGUUCCGGUCAAAGGGGAUAGCCGAACUUUGCGAUGGCAUGGCGGCUCUCUUUGGUCAACCGUCGGUGGGCGCCAAUAUAUACCUCACGCCUCCCGGAUCUCAGGGCCUCUCUCGACACUAUGACGACCACUGUGUCUUUGUUUAUCAACUACUGGGGAUGAAGAGAUGGGUCGUCUCCCCCCGGUCAACUCCUCUGCUGCCUCGACUCUAUGAGCCACUGGGUAGCUCCUUUUGCUCAGAAUCUGGCGGCGGCCAUGGUGAAGCCAUGGAAUUUUUUCUUCGCCAAGGGGACAUCCUGUACAUCCCCAGAGGCUGCCCUCAUGAGGCUUUUACACCUGCUACUAAUGACCCAGAAUCUCAGCUCGGAAUGUCAACCUUCUCCCUCCACCUCACCCUCGGGAUCGAGGUUGAGCCCCCAUUCGAGUAAGUCAACCGUCUCUCUCUCUCUCUCUCUCUCUCUCUCUCUCUCUCUAGUUGACUGUCCAUCUAUCGAUAUUCACAGGUGGGAAGGAUUUGCACACGUGGCUCUGCACUGCUGGAGUGAGAACCAGAGAGAAGAAGAGCAUCGCCCUGUCGACUCCGCCGCCAUGACACUGAGCUCCCUGGUGGUCAACCUGCUGCAUGUCGCAAUCGGGCUGAUUGGAGAUCGGAAUCCCAUCUUCCGCAAGGCCUGCAUGGUCCUCUCUGCUUCUUUGCAUUCAAGCGGUGGAAGAAAUCCCAGCAGCGUCUUCAACCUCGCCUCCAUUUUCGGCAACAUGAUCGCCUGCAUCGACGCGCAGUCCGACUUCUCAGAAGCUUUGGAGAAGACGGAGGACGCCGUGAGCCGGAAGGACGGCCUCUUCCUCCACCGGCUCCGGUGGCUGCGGCUCCUCCUCCCCAGGGAGCGGCGCCCAGCCGGGAGGUUUGACUUUGACGAUCUUCUGGAGGCAUUCGACGAGCUUCUCCCGUUGACCCGCGGUCAGAUCGGGCCCGUGGAGGCCAUGUUUGCAGAGACGAAGCGCAAAUUCUGCAGAUUUGCGGCGUUUGAGGACGCCAGAAGGAGCUUCGAGCUGCUGCAGAGGGGGUACAGGAAGACAAGGAGUCAGUACACGAAUGGCAUGCUGGCGCUGCAUUCUGGCUCUACAUAG
This is a messenger RNA of Spirodela intermedia, 2943 nucleotides long. Lineage: Eukaryota; Viridiplantae; Streptophyta; Magnoliopsida; Alismatales; Araceae. The record is from the annotation of a GenBank genome assembly.